Messenger RNA from Harpegnathos saltator (Jerdon's jumping ant), 5531 nucleotides. RefSeq lists its product as uncharacterized. The record is from RefSeq and is a predicted model, not a curated record. Gene Ontology annotation, cellular component: membrane. The coding region runs from base 550 to 4989 and encodes 1479 amino acids. The transcript has 23 exons. Gene Ontology annotation, molecular function: G protein-coupled receptor activity. Lineage: Eukaryota; Metazoa; Arthropoda; Insecta; Hymenoptera; Formicidae.
ACUGAGGGUGCGCGCGGACAGAUUGCUGGUGCGCGACAGGAGGCUGACGCCCAGCGGCUCGGCGGAUCGCGCGUUCCGUGUAUCUGUCGUGAUAAACGUGACGAACGAUUUUCAGUAUCGGUACAUGCAUACACGGCCUCGUUGACGACUACGAGGUCGCGUCGAGGUGUCAGUCUGCCGAUCCGCUCAGUCACCCUCGUCCAUCGUUGUUCUACGACAGAACUGCGAACUGCGCGGUCGCUGCUUCGUCUUGCCGCGAAUCUGUCCCGCGUUCGCUCUCGAUGAUGCACGAUGGGGUCGAUGGAAGUGCACCGGAUACCCUCGGAGAUUCGUGUUCUGUGUGGUGUUCGCAAGUAGGCCCCGUCACCAGCUGCUGCUUGUGCGCGACGGGAUAUCGACGUCGUCAUGCCGGAGCGUCGUUGACGCGAGAAGAAACGAGAAGGGUGGCUGAUUGAACGGUGACGGUGAGCAGAAGAACGAAGACAGUUCGGCGCGGUCGUUCACACUCCAGAGAUACUACCGCGAUAACGCGUCGAGUCCACGAUCAAGAUGAGGUCGACCGUAGCCGGCGUCUUUCUGCUUCUGUAUCUCACCUGCGCCCGUUUGCCGCGUGUCACCACUACCGUCGACCCAUACUGCGGCGGCCACCUGGCUGGUCCGCGGGGUGUCAUACACACACCGAAUUUCCCCGGGCCCUUUUCGCUGCCGAUCAAGUGCCGCUGGGUGAUCGACGUGUCCGACAUCCCGUCGAUCAACAGCUCUAUCGUCGUCUACCUGACGCAGCUCUACGUCUACAAGGGGCUGCGCUUCACCGAGUACGCGUACUACGAAUCCGAAACCAUGAAUUUCGGCGCGGCCUUGGUGAAGGAGGUGACCGAAGGCAACGUCUUCGAGUACCGCCGUCUGAGGACCUUCCGGCCGUUCCUGGUGAUCGAGUUUGAGCUCGACCGCUUCGAGGGCAAUCACGUACGCGUGUUAAACGACCUCCUCGACGUGUACGGCUUUAACGUGACGUACGAGAUGACAGAGGAACAGCCGAAUCCCGAGUCCUGCACUAUGCGCGAUUGCUCCUUUGCGGGGAACUGUCUCGUCUCCGCGGAUUACACGUCUUUCUGGUGCGACUGUUUCGACGGUUUCAGCGGGAGAAGUUGUAACGAGGGUCCAUUGUGUUUCAACGAUCAACACAGUCCGGUUUGCCAAAACGAAGCUAUGUGCAGACAAAUUGGAGCGGAGGCAAUGCGCUGCGAUUGUCUGGACGGCUACGUCGGCCACAAUUGCGAAACUCGCCUUCUGGACAUUUUGGACACCGAAUGCGCUUCGGAGAACUGCAUACUGCAAUGUCCUUUUGACGAGCAACAACAGCAGCAGCCGUGCACCUGUAAAGACGGUACAAAGAUAUACAACAACAGAUCGCGGUACGAGUGCAGAAUCAAGUUGUCGAACGUCACGUCUCUCCGCACCGGCCUGAUAUCGCAGCACGGCAGCCUGGAGUCGUUCGUCAGUAAACAGCUCGCCAAGUACCUAAGGAACUCGAAUAUCACUUCAAUGGAGGAGCUAAAAAUCCUGAGCGUGACACCCACCGCCGAGGUUACCUUUCAUUUUUUCGGCAACUCCGACGACGGGGAUAAGAUCCGCGAGUCGCUCAAUCGACUCGUGCAGCGUCGACGUCUCAGCGAAAUCGCCCUGGAAUCCACGCACUUCACGUUCCAGCAGAAGCCCGCACUCAAGUUGCAGAAUCUGCGGAUCAAUCAGGUGAACGAUUAUGAUGUUCACUUGGGAGAUCAGAUCGUCUUGUCGUGCGCCGCUCAAGGAAGCUACGGCAUAAACUUUACCUGGUACAAGGACGGCAUGUUGGUGAACACGAGCAAAGCCACCAGUUUCCGAGAAAUUUGGAUCAGCAAUUUGCCAAACGACGGCUCGGACGUGUACACAUCGGUGUUGACCAUCGAGAAAGCGACCCUGCUCGAUGGCGGUCAGUACACGUGUCAGGUGGUGGACUGGGGCGUGCAGCAGUGCAAGAGCAUCUACAUCGAGAUUAGAGAUGAGCCGGACGUAAAGGUGGUGCCGAUGAGCGCCAUCAUAGAGAAAGGUAGCAAUAUUCAGCUGACAUGCACGACGCCCAACAUGCGAAACAUCGGGAUCGGGUUCGGUUGGACGAAGAAUCGCGCUCUGCUGAAACUGGAGCCCGGUCAAGCGAUUUGGGAGGAUCUAUAUCCAGCGGGUAGCAUCCUGAAGAUCACUAACGCUCAGAAAUCCGCCAUCUACACCUGCAAUGUAGCGCACAAGUCCAUGUCCGUCCGUGUAGAAGUGAUGAAUCGAACAUUGAUACCGAUCUGCAUCGGCGGCAAGUCCUGGGGUCUGCAAUGGCCGGACACGGCGCCAGGAUCGGAGGCGUUGCUGGAGUGCCCUCGAUACUUCGUGGGUCGACGAGUCUCGAGACUCUGCUCGAUGAAGGACGCCACUACGCCCGAAUGGCAGAUACCGGACUUCUCGUUAUGCUUGUACAAGCCGUUGGUCUCGCCUUACAAUAACUUUCGAAGCCUAACGUUGGGUUACCAAAAUACCACGAGCUCGGACACGAUCCUCGCCUUUUGGGAGAUUCUGCGCAAACGCACGUUGCCGCUCUACCCCGGCGAAGGCGAUCGAAUAAUAAGCAUGUUGGAGGAAAUCGAACGGUAUCAGCACAAUAUCGAUUCGCUGAACGCGUCGGUCUCGGCGGAGGCGCUCACUCACAUAUUAAAUCGUAUACUGAGCGACGAGUACUCGAUCUUGAGUCAAGAGAAGUUGUCAGUGCUGCUGCAGCUUACGCAACGCAAUCUAAUUCACUGGUCCAAGCAACUCAAGCAAGUGUACAAACAUUUGGCCCUGUCGUCCAUGGUCGUGGAUAUUCAGCAACUGCAAUCUCACACUGGGGAUAGUAUCACGCAUUCGCUUCAAAUGCCGUCGGCCGAGCACGUGUACCCUGAUUGGUACGAGGAUAAAAUAGCUGUGCGUUUGUGGAAGAAGAGACAGCGCAAUGUAAAGUCUAACAGCACAUUUACCGGGAUUGUUAUCGUGUACAAAAACAUGUCCCGCUUUAUCCCAACGGCGUAUGUCACGGAGCUCGACGACGGCACGGAUCUCGAGUUUCGCAUCAAUUCCCGAGUGAUCAGCGUCGCGGUACCCUCCUUCGGGAUCGAUAAAUUCAGUAAGAUAUGGGUCGACUUGCAAAUCCGGCAUUUGCAAAACCAAACGAGCUCCUGGAACACGUCGUGCGGCCUGAUGGACAACACUGGGUCGUGGGAUCUCAACAGCUGCAUAGCGAAUACAGCAUUCGGCGACGUCACGACACACUGUCUGUGUCCCACCGCGGGCACCGUCGCCGUUUUCUUGACGACUCGCGCGGUAAAAGUAGUACUGGCGAAGACAGAACAGACCACGUUCAUUAUAAUAUUCGGAUGUAGCAGUUGCUUGGUUCAGUGUUUGCUGUCCGCGCUGAUACUGAGCACCUUUUGGUGGAAGCACAGAAGCUGGCUGAAUUUCUUGAAGCUCCAGUGCUGCGGCGCAUUAAUCGGCGCGAUGGCCAUCUUCAUUUACGCCGUCCACAAUAAUCUGCCAGAGUCAUCGUACUCGCUCGUGGCGAUCGGAUUGGAAGCGUUUCUCCUUGUGGGCAUGUCGGCGCCCAUCUCCGAGGCUCUGAUAGUGUACGCUGAGCUUACACAGAUCCGACCGAGUCAGCAUCUUCAACCGACAGUUAUCGCCGUGAUAACCGGUGUCCCCAUCAUGGCUGUAUUCGCGACUGAACUUACGCACCAGAGUACCGGAUGGCGACACGAAUCCUGGUGGCUCAUUUAUGGCAGCGGCGUCUACAACAUAUUCGUCAGCUGCGCCACGAUGAUGUUCUUGGUGUUCAUAUUGCUGUACAUGGGGGUGCUGCACAAAGUCCGCACGCUAGUGGAGGAGAACGUGAUGAAGAGAGAAGCAAUAGAAACGAGGAUACGAACACUGCAUCACGCGGCUAUCAUCAUCUGCGGUAUCAUCGCCAUGGAAUCGUCAUCUAUUAUCUACAUCAAUUCCUCGUCCAUAAUCUUUCAUUACGUAUUCGCGUCUUUAUCGUUCGCUUUGGGCUUCGACAUAAUCAUCGUGUACAUCGUGAACGCCGAGGUUGCGAUUAUCAGGCCAAUGCUGCGAAAAAUCAGAUGGAAACGCAGCGUGGACGAGGAGCACACGUCUGAGCCGAUCAAAGUAUGCUCAAAGGGUGACGCCGAGAUGGAGAACGACUCGGCGACACCGCCGGCGACCUUGUCGAUCUCCGGCGAGCCGUACCGGGAAGUCCGCGGCGUCGCCGCGGGCAGCAUCGACAUGCGCGAGUUUGUGUCCGAGUCGUCGUCCGUCUACUCUGGCAAGUCAACGGCCGUGGUGGCGACCAGCAGAUUUCUGCCGGAGAUCCGGGUGGACCGGUCGGACGACAUCGACCUCGAGAACUACAGCACGAGUCCGCGCAAGUACCAGGAGCCGGUGGCGGUGUUCGACUCGACCACCGCAGCGAGCACGUUCUCGGCACACCGCAGCUCUCGUUGCCUCGUCAACGAUGCGGUCAACUACAGCGUCAAUGACUGCUGUAGCUUUCGUGAUAUCGCCAAGUACCGCGACAGCAAGUUGUUCUUGCCGACGAGCAGCGUGUCGACGACCGAUUGUCCAGCGGCCAAGGUCCUCUGCAGCGCCGAUGUAGAGUCACGGAUGAGCGCGAUGCCGGACGUCACACUGGCCGUGAAGAGCGACGUCGAGCUGUUGGCGAGCGCGGAGCUCAAAAACCGAGAACACACGGUCAGCAACGCCAUACCCGAUAUCGCCAAUACGAGCGAGCGCAAGCAGCCCGACGGCGAGGAGAAGAAGACUCCGGAGAUCAUGGUGACCGGCUGCGACAGCGCGACCAGCGGCAUGUUGGACCGCAUCUCGCACGACCUCGACUAUCUGCUUAAUCGCACACACGCGAAGGAGAGUGCUUGAGACUCCUUGCCGUCUCCUGGGGACUGCUGAGACACGCGUAGCGAGAAAAUAUUCUCACCGUGAAACAAGCCAAUCAGGUUGUUAUUGUACAAAGACAGAAUCCGUCGCGGAUCUUGGCGCGAGCCCGGCGGGGCGUCGUGUAUUGUUUCAGGUGUUCGUCGAUAUUUCUUUACAACGGAGACUCUUCCCGCGAGUUCGUAAACGUAAACAUGAUAUAAUUGUGACAUGAUAUAACUUGGAAGAUAAAGGUCCAAAAAGCGCGGUGACGAUCGGCGAAUACGUUCAUAUUCGCGGUGACUUGUAAGAUGAACGAUUCGUCGAUGCUGUCAAGCGUCUGAGCGAGAAAACUUGUUUCUCGCAUGUUAUCAGAAGAUUCGCGAGUCGCUGAUGCAUGUCGUUGCGCGGUCUUUUCUCAUUUCUUACAUUGUCGCUUAGAAUCUCGCGCCAGACCGAAGUCGUGAAACAAUCGCUGAUCACGAGUCGGCAAGAGACCGUGCGAAAGAUGAUUAUCGUUAGCGCUCUAUCCGUCAAAGUGUACGUCA